UUGCAGGAGGGGACUUCCGUCUCCACCAAUGCAAGAGGUUCUUGUUCUGUGGAUCCCUCCUCUGCCAAGAACUACGGCCGGAAGAUGGCGGCGGCCGCAGAGUUGUCGCUACUGGAGAAGUCCCUGGGACUGAGUAAGGGGAAUAAAUACAGUGCUCAAGGCGAGCGACAGAGUCCAGUUCUUCAGACAAACAAUGGUCCAAGUCUAACGGGAUUGACUACUAUAGCAGCUCAUCUAGUGAAGCAAGCCAACAAAGAAUAUUUGCUGGGGAGUACUGCAGAAGAAAAAGCAAUCGUUCAGCAAUGGUUAGAAUACAGGGUCACUCAAGUAGAUGGACACUCCAGUAAAAAUGAUAUCCAUACACUGUUGAAGGAUCUCAAUUCAUAUCUUGAAGAUAAAGUCUACCUUACAGGAUAUAACUUUACGUUAGCAGAUAUCCUAUUGUACUAUGGACUUCAUCGCUUUAUACUUAUGCAGGGUAUGCAGUAGGAAAAGGAAAUACUCUGAAAAGGAGGGAACUUGUUUGGAAUUCCUUUGCCAGCAGAAUGGACAAGGUCAUAAUCCUAUAAUGCAAAAUACUCAUAGGACUAGCUGCAAAGUUAUUGAAUUAUGAGUCUAAGUGCCCUACAGGGCACUUGGUUUUUAGGCAGGUUAGAAGUGUUGCAUUCAGUUCUUCAUGUUAAAGUUAGGGUUACAUUAACAAUAUUGAGCAUUCAAUAUGUAUUUACAUUUUCUAUUUUGGAAUAUAUGUCCUCUUUAUAUAUAGUGACUAGGAUGUUAUGAUUAAAAAUAUUAUUAUUGUCUUUUUCAAAGUGAAAUUUAAUAGACUGAUCUGUAAAUCACUGUUGACUAUCCCUUUGGGUUUCUAUCAUGAGUCAAAGUAUCUUUCCCACUCUAUAGUCCAAGUGCAGGCAAAGUAAGCAGAGAAAUAAACACCUUCUCAAGGAACAGGCCUCACAGAAUGGCAGAAUUGCACUGUGGUGUUAAAUGACAUCCCUGUUAAGUUGGGUACAAAUAAACACAGAUGUGGAAUAAAUGAUUUCUAGGUAUUAAAUUAAAGUAGGCUGGGUGUGAGGUCUAGAUCGGCCACCUGCUGAUACUGACCAAGUCCUUGUGCUUUGUUUGCUUUGGCAGUAUUAUUUGUUUUUGCCCUCAUGCAUUCCUUCAUGUGUUUGUUCACAUUAUUCAAUACGGAAUGUGUAAUCAGCACAGUGUACAAAAUAGCAGUCAAGGAACCUUCGAGUCAUCAGAUAAUCCCACUGUAUUUUGCUUCAUUGUGAGCCCAAUUUUAGUCAUGGCUGAGUUAUUCUAAGAUCUGAUCUAUCUUAACUCCCUUUGAGGAAUAUUAUGUUGCCCUUCCUUUGUUAUACUGCCUGUUAGUGUGGCUGUUUAUUGUAACACCAGUGACUCACUGCUUUCUUAAAGUGAUUUCACUGGUAGAUAAGUCAUCCCUGUGAACAGACUGUUACUCAAGAUUAUUAAACUCCUUUGUAAUAUUAUGUGCUGCUUGACUGUAAGAUUGUUAUCAACUGAAAUACUUUUGUUCUGAAGCUUGGAGCACCAUUGGAUGUAUGUGGUUCUUUUAUAAGGAAAGGAAAAAUAAAAGAAAUAGCUGCAAAAUAGUCCAGGCACACUGGCCCUAAACAAUGUCCCAAAGGUGGCAGCGUGGUGCCAGUUGGAAAUGUAGCAAAGAAGCGUGUCACCCUGAUCUGGAACAGGUCACUUAAAGUGUUUUUCACAUGAUUUCAUGGAAAAUUCGUGAUUCAGAAUAUUAUCUGCUUGGCUUCAAAGUUCAAAGUCAUGAUAGAGUGCCAAUAGGAAUUAAAAGGAAUUAUUAGGUAGAAAGAGCCAAGCACCACUAUAGACACACUGGCAUGCAGACCAUCAUGAAGCAGGAAGUGGCAGCUAGAACAAUGUCAUUGUUUCCUGUUGUAAGAAAGGAAAAAGAACUUUAGCUAGAAAGGGAUGGUGGAAAACCAGUGUUGUAAGUGAAAUAGUCCAGGGAAUUCCAUCAGAAAUGUUUUUAAAAAUCUGUACAUUUGGUGACAGAAGAAAUCGGUUCAUUUCUUUGUUUACAGUAAGUUUAUAUAGGGAAUGUCUGCCAAAAAAGUAGGAGAGUUAACAAAUCAAGGCCAUUCAUAAUUAUCUCAGGCUCUAAGCAACAAGUUCCAAAGUUUAAACUGUAAAAAGAAGUGAAAGUGGUAACCUCAUCCUUUUUUUAAAAGCUCUGUGUGUUUCUGGCAAAAGUUUCCUGAGGGAAAAUGAAUAACUGUACAUUCUCUAAAAUAGAUAAUCUAAAAAUACUGUAAAAUGGAUCAUCUAGUUAAAAAUUAUUGGAAUAGGGGGCUGGGCAUGGUGGCUCACUCCUGUAAUCCCAGCACUUUGGGAAGCUGAGGCAGGUGGAUCAUUUGAAGCCAGGAAUUCCAGACCAUCCUGGCUAACUCGGUAAAACCCUGUCUCUACUAAAAAUACAAAAAAUUAGCCGGACAUCAUGGUUAUAGUACUAUAGUGCCUAUUGUCCCAGCUACUCAGGAGGCUGAGGCAGGAGACUCACUUGAACCCAAGAAAUGGUAAAUUAGGAAAUAAUUAGGAAUAAAUUUGGAAAUGCAAGAAGCUUUAGGAGCUCUUGGAAUAAAAACUAUUUUGUACUGUGGGUCUUUUGAUGAUCUUGACACCGGAGACUCCAAAUGUAAAAUGUUUAAGUUGGAGAAUAUUUAUUUUGCUGUGUUCUGUAUGUUGUUGUUGUUGUUUUAAAUAAUAGGCCUGUGAGCAGCAUACAGUAGUCCUCUGUGACAGCAAGUGCUGUUCUGAAGUAUAAAUAUCACACAUAACAUUGCCCUUUUUACCUAGUUUAAAAUUUGGGUGAACCACUUAAACAUAAAUAAGCAUUAAAACUCUACUGUUUGGAAAUGCUUUACCAAAUGGCUAAGUGGAGAAUUAUCUAAAAUGAAAGAGCUAUGAAAGGACUAAAAUUGUAAGAAGUAAGUCAGAUUUGAAUCAUCAUAUAUUUCAGCAGCUGACACGAAAUCAAGUUGGAGUAAAACUUAUUGUUACAUCUGUUUGCUUUAACUGUUAGCAAAGAGGUUUGUUGAAGUUGAUUUUGAAUUUUAUUCAUUUAUUCAUUUUUGGUAAGAAAACUCCCAUUUCUGGUUAGAUUUGCAGCUGUGUUUAUUACUGGUUGAGCUUCUAAUAAAUCAUACAUUUUCUUUUGAAGUCCUUGGUGAAGUUUACAUAUGGUAGAGAUAUAGAAAAAGAGCAAAUGCUCUUUUAUAAAAUACUUUUGAAAUAUAGACUGAUUCUCAAUUUAUUCCACAAAUGAUUAAGUGCUGCCUAUGAAAACACACCAGACAGGUGGAUGCUCCUUUCAGUUUGAAUCUACCAGUUAGCCUAAUGUAAUUAUUUACAUGGGAAACCAUGAAUCUUCAUAAUAAAAAUUAAACUUUUACAUUAAGACA
Callithrix jacchus (white-tufted-ear marmoset) is the source of this 3455-nucleotide messenger RNA. It is a transcript of the gene EEF1E1, whose product is annotated as eukaryotic translation elongation factor 1 epsilon 1. NCBI's taxonomy places the organism in Eukaryota, Metazoa, Chordata, Mammalia, Primates, Cebidae. The record is from RefSeq and is a predicted model, not a curated record. Gene Ontology annotation, biological process: positive regulation of DNA damage response, signal transduction by p53 class mediator. Gene Ontology annotation, cellular component: cytoplasm; aminoacyl-tRNA synthetase multienzyme complex; nucleus.